AGUAAACCCUAAGGAGUUAUUUUUCUCCAUUUCUCAACUAGACAUCACCACCAAGUCACGUAGCCAAACUCCUUCACCAUCCCCACAACCAUAUUUCUUUUCUUUUCUCCUCCCUCUCCAUCCUGCCGCACUAAAUUUUCGUUCUCCUUCAACCUCAAGAGUAUCUAAUUGGGCGCUACUCUUACAAUUGGAAUGAUGGCAAAAUCAUUAUCAAACUUACUCUUCAAGGGCUUGGCAGGUCUGCCUGCUACUCGCACUAGCAGAAUAGUGGUGCCUGGGUUAAAUUAUCAGCAUGGAAUGAGAUACUCAACGACAGUACCCAAUGAACCUGAUACCCAUGACGAUUUCAAACCUACUAAUAAACUUGAGAAUUCUGGCCUUUCUUUGAGGGAUGUUGUGGAACAGGAUGUACGACAAAAUCCUGUGAUGAUCUACAUGAAAGGGGUGCCGGAUGUUCCUCAAUGUGGAUUUAGUGCUCUUGCUGUUAGAGUGUUGAAGUUAUAUAAUGUACCUUUGAGUGCUAGAAAUAUCUUGGAAGACGCUGAACUUAAAAGUGCCGUGAAAUCCUUCAGUAUUUUGGAUGGCAGCCAUUGGCCAACAUUUCCACAGAUAUUCAUAAAAGGAGAGUUUAUUGGAGGAUCUGAUAUCAUACUCAAUCUGCAUCAGUCUGGAGAAUUGAAGGAAAAGCUCAACGAUAUUGCAGCCAAUCAGAAGACUGAAUAAGUUCUAUGAAGAUAUGAUUAAACCCAUUUUUUCUUCUUUUUUUGUUUCAACUUGUGAGAAGAUGAGGCUGAAGAUUAUUUAUGUUUGUUAUUAGCCAAACCUCUUUUCCUAUCUCCAGAGGGUUUGUAGUCGAUCAUUUCACCUCUCUUUUUUUCUUCUUUUCUUUUUAAUGUCACAUAUAUUCUCUAAUAAAUGUGACCUACACUUACCACUGUUAUUUUACCUCUUUUCUCUUGGUGCUACCAUUGCUUGCUUUUACCAACAUUUUAGGACAUUGCUUGAAA
This is a messenger RNA of Cucumis sativus (cucumber), 1007 nucleotides long. Its product is annotated as monothiol glutaredoxin-S15, mitochondrial. The transcript has 7 exons. The record is from RefSeq and is a predicted model, not a curated record. Lineage: Eukaryota; Viridiplantae; Streptophyta; Magnoliopsida; Cucurbitales; Cucurbitaceae. Bases 193 to 723 code for a protein of 176 amino acids.